Molecule: messenger RNA, 2953 nt
Organism: Labrus mixtus (cuckoo wrasse)
Lineage: Eukaryota; Metazoa; Chordata; Actinopteri; Labriformes; Labridae
Gene: stx6
Product: syntaxin 6
Exons: 8
Coding region: 155-919 (254 amino acids)
Biological process (GO): vesicle fusion; intracellular protein transport; Golgi vesicle transport
Cellular component (GO): endomembrane system; SNARE complex; synaptic vesicle membrane
Molecular function (GO): SNAP receptor activity; SNARE binding
Source: RefSeq, a predicted model, not a curated record
UGCUGCAUGUAAACAAAGCGUAUCAAGCGGCGGCUGGACUGAUGGAGUUAACCCGGGUUACGUCCGAGAUAAAGUGAACAAACUUGAGUCUGUUUGACCAGAUCAGGAGCUCAGAUUCUUUGUGAUGGAGCUGCGCUACAAAUAAACCGGAAACAUGUCGAUGGAAGAUCCGUUCUUCGUCGUUAAAGGUGAAGUCCUGAAGGCAGUGAACGCAGCACAGAGCCUCCAUCACAGAUGGAGCGAGCUGUUGCAGGAGGGGGGCGGGGCCUCCAAGGAGGAAAUGGACUGGACAACCAAUGAGCUGAGGAACAGCCUGCGGUCCAUCGAGUGGGACCUGGAGGACCUGGACGAGACGAUCAGCAUCGUCGAGUCCAACCCAAAGAAGUUUAACCUGGACGCACCUGAGCUGAUGAAGAGGAAAGCCUUCAUCACUAGUACCAGACAGACCGUCAAGGAAAUGAAGGAGCAGAUGUCGAGUCCAGCUGCUGCCCAAGACAGGAAGAACAAACAGGCUCUGCUGGGAGAACGCGGCGCUCAGGGUCCGAUCUGGCAGCCUGGUCCUGAUAAAUUCAGCCGGUUGGACCGACAACUGCAGACCGCCAACUCUCAGUUCAUCGAGGAGCAGCAGGGGCAGCAGCAGCUGAUCGCAGAGCAGCAGGAUGAACAGCUGGAGCUCGUGUCGGGAACAAUCGGAGUCCUGAAGAACAUGUCAGAGAGGAUCGGCAUGGAGUUAGAUGAACAAUCUGUGAUGUUGGACGACUUCACUCAUGAUGUGGACAACACUCACACCAAAUUGGACAACGUCAUGAAGAAGCUGGCCAAGGUGUCUCACAUGACCAGCGAUCGACGACAGUGGUGUGCUAUUGGCGUGUUGCUCGCCAUCCUCUUUGUUGUCCUCUUCCUCUUCUUCAUCCUCUGAUUGCCCCACGACCUCCUGCUCAGCACACAUCUCGUCUUAUUGCUGUGUCUACUGGAUUCUACUGGAUUCUACUGAACUCUACGAGAUGCUACUGGACUCUAAUCGACUCUCCUAGACUCAGAUGUACUCUACUGAACUCUACUCGACCUACUAGAAUCAACUGGACUCUUCUGAAUUCCACGGGAAUAUAAUGGUCCACAAUGUGUGUUCAUGACUGCUUGUUAGAAUAAUGGCAGAGGUCAAACAAAUGGAAAAUGUUGGAUUUUUUUUUUUUCAUUUUCAUUUAAAAAAAAAAAUUUUUUGUUUGUUUUAAAGGGCUGAAAUAACCACUAAAACUCCAGUAAAGAUAACCAUUAAAAAGUCCAGUCCAAAAUAUAACCAGUGACCUCUAGUUGAACUCCAGUUCAUAAAGUCCAUUAAAACUCCAGUUAGAGUCCGAUAAAAUUACCAGUUAAAGUCCAGUUAAAGCUCUGGUUUAACGCAAAUUAGAGUCCAAUAAAAUAACCACUAAAACUCCAUUCCAAAAUAAAACCAGUGACCUUUAGUUAAACUCCAGUUCAUAAAGUCAUAUAAAGUCACCAGUUACACUCCAGUUUGUCCAUUAAAUAACAAGUUACCAGUUGAACUCCAGUUUGUCUGAAAAAUAACCAUUAAAACUCCAGUUACAUGCAAAUUAUGAGUACAAUAAAACAACCAGUUACACUCCAGUUAUCUUAACUUUGAUUGUGAUUCAAUCAACACCAGUUUAACAUGAGUGCUACUUCCUGUUUACUUCUUGUUCAACCCUCACUAAAAUGACCUAAAACACUAUUUUGAUAUGAUGUAUGACACUAAAACUCAACAUGACCUACGAAACUACAACUCGACAUGACCUACCAAACUAAAACUCGACAUGACGUACGAAACUAAAACUCGACAUGACGUACGAAACUAAAACUCAACAUGACGUAUGACACUAAAACUCGACAUGACGUACGAAACUACAACUUCCGACAUGACGUACGAAACUACAACUUCCGACAUGACGUACGAAACUAAAACUCGACGUGACAUAUGAAACUACAUUUCCGACAUGACGUACAAAAUUAAAACUCGACAUGGUGUACGACACUAAAUCUCGUCAUGACGAAAGACACUAAAUCUCGACAUGUCGUACGAAACUUAAUUUCCGACAUGACGUAAGACACUAAAUCUCCUUGUUUACAGUUUAUUUGUUUUGUUGAUUUUAAACGACUGAAUUCUUCUGUGAUGUUUUUAUUUCUCAUGUUUCCUCUCAGUUUGUUUCACUGUUUGGAUCAUUAUAUUAUUGGUUGUUUCUUUUCUAUAUAUUGGAACUUUAAAUCACAGACUUCCUCUGGAAGGCUUCACAAUGAAAGCCUUCAUACACUAAACUCCUGGAAGGCUUUUAUUGUGAAGCCUAUACCAGAAGUGCAGUAUUGGAGGCAAGAAAUCUGCUUUAGAUUGACAAACAUUGAAUUCAGGCGAAGAGGUGUGCUGGAGCCGAAUAAGCCAAUCACGUCGUCCCACCAACAGCGGUACGCACGGCGGUUAUUUCCUGUUUGUGUUUAACAAAAUAAAGCCCCUGUGUUCAAAGCUACCCUACCCUAAAAAACUGAAUAAUGGGGAAAAGUGACACGUUAACCAUUUUAAAAAAUAAUUCAGCUCUGCAAAUAUUUUUUUCAGCAGGUUUCCGUAAAUUAAAUUUUAUGUUAGAAUUUAUCGUGUUUAAAUUAAUCCACAUUUUAAUAAAUAGGACAAUCAUGAAGCCCUAAAAUGAUAAUAAUAAUAAUAAUACUGUUGAUCGUCAUGAUAACCACAUUAAUAAUAAUAACCACUAAGUAUUUGUUGACUCGUCUUAAAUGAAACCAUCAGAACAGAUCCAUGACUGAAUCACGGCUGAAGGAAGGAUUUUAAACUUUGUUUCUCUGUCUUUAUCGUAUGUAUUUUUUUUUCUCUGAGUGAAGUCUGAACGUCUGCAGCUGAAAUUCAUUUCAACAAAGUGAUCAGAAAAUAAAGACUGACUGUUACCAUGGA